Molecule: messenger RNA, 2511 nt
Organism: Capsicum annuum
Lineage: Eukaryota; Viridiplantae; Streptophyta; Magnoliopsida; Solanales; Solanaceae
Product: probable C-terminal domain small phosphatase
Exons: 7
Coding region: 330-1517 (395 amino acids)
Molecular function (GO): phosphoprotein phosphatase activity
Source: RefSeq, a predicted model, not a curated record
UUCCAAUAUUUCUUCUAUGUAUGUAUAUCUCUCCUGAGUCCAUUCAUAGUUAGUCUUUCACAGUUCCAAUGUCCAAACGUUUAGCAGAUUUCAAAUAUGGGCCUAAAAAAAUUAUCGUUGACAAAGAGCCCAGAAUCGAGCGCAGAUUUUUGGUAGCAGUUAGGGCGCACGUUCCUUACUUGCACCCCAAAUUCCGAUUCCAGCCCGCCAAUUUAAAACGACAUCAGAAUCGAUCGAUCGACCAUCACUUUCCCUCGUCGGCAAACUUCCCCCGAUCUCCUUCUCCGGCGAAUACUUUUUGUCCUCUCCUUCAAGAUCUGCAUAUCUAAAUGUAUGCACUUUCAACUGAAGAUUCUGUUACGAAGAGUGCAGAAUUGAUAUCCAAGAGGAAGAGAAAAACCGCGAGAUACAGGGCUAACAGAAAGGAAAGAAAGCAAAGGUUGGAUCAAAUGCUGAAAAAUGUGUCGGCUCCUAAAAGUGAAGAAAGUUCCGUUGAGGAUGUUGCUAGUUUAGAGAAUUCAAAUUCACAAUUGCUUCCUCUAGGACAUCUCGAAAUACAAACAGAAUCGGCCCCAACUCUCUUGGAAAAGACUCCUGUUAAGAAAAAGAGAAGAAAGAAAAGAAGUGUGAUGAAGGCGUUGAACAAAGAAGUUGACCCUUGUAGCAUGGAUCAGAACAAUGUUCCCUCAAAUCCCAGCCUGCCUGAUAAAAAACAUGGAGAAGUAGAAAAUGGUUUACUCAAUCCAAAUAUUUCCAUUGAAGACGUGGCUAGUUUAGAGAAUUCUGAUGCUCAAUUGCUUCCUCUAGGACAUCAAGAAAUACAAACAGAAGCGACCACAACUCUUUUGGAAAAGGGUCCUGUUAAGAAAAAGAAGAGGAGGAAAAGAAAAUUGAUGAAGGCGUUGAACAAGUCAGAGUUAGUCAUGCAAGUUAAUUCGGCUCCCAUAACUCCAGGUGACUUAUGCAUGAUGACUGGUCGUCGUUUGAGGAGAAAACUUCUCAUCCUUGAUGUUAAUGGGCUACUUGCUGAUAUCGUCAAUCCACCCCCAAAAGACUGUAAUCCUGAUGCAUGUUUCGCAAGACGGGCAAUAUUCAAGAGACCCUACUGUAAUGAUUUUCUGAAAUUUUGUUUUGAAAGAUUUGACGUGGGCAUCUGGUCUUCUAGAUCCAAGAAGAUCAUUGUUAAAGUGGUUGAUUAUUUAUUGGGAAACAUGAAGCACAAGUUGCUAUUUUGUUGGGAUAUGUCGCAUAGCACUCAGACAAUGUUCAAGACUCUUGAGAACAAGCAUAAGCCCUUGGUUUGCAAGGAGCUAAGCAAGGUGUGGGACAGAUAUGAUCCCAAUCUACCCUGGGAAAGAGGGGAUUAUGAUGAAUCAAAUACUUUAUUAUUGGAUGAUUCUCCCUACAAGGCCUUGUUAAAUCCGGUUCACACUGCAAUAUUUCCUCUUUCUUACCACUACAAGGUCGAGAAUGAUAAUUCACUAGAUUUGAUGCAUAUGGGCAACAUGCAAAGUUAGAUUAACAUAGACGGACUAUGCAAGCAGCAAUCUGCUAGUGGUGAUCAAUCAACUAUGGGCAUUGUGAGAAUUAAGCAGGGUCGGCUUAAUGGAAUUUGUGGCAAUUUUUUAUUUUUCAUAUGUUGUUCUUUUCACUUCAAAGACGAGUGUGCAUUUUGCUUCUCACUCUUCAAGCCUCAUGGACAUUUUUUGCUUUAAGAAAUACUGAAUAUUAGUGAAUUGUGUUUUUCUAGGAAAUUUUAAUUAUGUUGGUAUAAAAUGAUGGAAAUUUUGAUGAUUGAAAAGUUGUACCAUGCUAUAGGCCCUGGAGGUGAUUUGCGAAUUUAUUUGGAAGAGUUAUUAAAAGCCGAACAUGUACAGAAAUACGUAGAGCAACAUCCAUUUGGUCAGCGGGCAAUUGAUCAAACAAGCUCAGACUGGAACUUCUACUCUGAUGUUCUUUCCAGUCUGCUUGGUCAAUCAGGCUUAGAUUCCUGAUCUGCCCUUGUAUAAAAUACGUGUGAUAGAGACUUGCUGUUUAACAUUUUGGGGUGAUCUUGUUUGUGGAGCUGAGACUUGCUUUCAUACUUUUGGCAAAUUUUGAGCGGAUGACCGAUCUGAGCUGUUCAACAAUCAUGACAAAUGUGGACUGCUGCUCACCGGUCUGAGCUGUGCAACAAUCAUGACAAAUGUGGACUGCCGCAGCUAGAAUAUUUUCGAGGUCAUAGGCGGUCUUAUCCUGAGCAGGGUCUUCAUUAAUUGUUUCGCUUGUUAUCUUGCAACAUUAUCCAGUUAAAAUUCUUGAUUUGAUUCCUCCCCAUCUCUAGUAUUUGGGGCAACAUUGUUUUUGUAGCCUAGACUGUUACUCCCCCUGCUGAUUUUGUAAUAUUAUAUGCUUAUUUUCAUGAUAUACUCGUUACCCUGUCUUAUUUUGUGGCAGUGGUGAUUUUGUAGCUUCGGAUUGGGAAUGAAUGAAUUCUUUUGCAAGAAAGCAAGAAAACAAAGUUCUUGUUCA